Messenger RNA from Pygocentrus nattereri (red-bellied piranha), 11402 nucleotides. RefSeq names its product probable ubiquitin carboxyl-terminal hydrolase FAF-X. Lineage: Eukaryota; Metazoa; Chordata; Actinopteri; Characiformes; Serrasalmidae. Gene Ontology annotation, cellular component: nucleus; cytosol. Gene Ontology annotation, biological process: cell migration; protein deubiquitination. The transcript is spliced from 46 exons. The record is from RefSeq and is a predicted model, not a curated record. Gene Ontology annotation, molecular function: cysteine-type deubiquitinase activity; cysteine-type endopeptidase activity. The coding region runs from base 1303 to 9093 and encodes 2596 amino acids.
UGGAAGAUUGGAUGGAGACGCUGGAAGGUGGCUUGUAAUUUCACUUUCUCCCAGCAGAUGGUGCCACAUUCCCAUUUCGCGCAAGUUCUCUCUCCCGCAUCCUCACAUGACUGGAUAUUGAUAUUAAGCCACAUGUAAAUAAACGUCUGUGUCUGUGAGACAAAGCGUUGGGUAUAAAACCAAGAGCAGCCUUUAAACCAGGAGGCGCUGCUCAUCAGCGUGUGCUGAUAUUUUCUUAACCCUGUUAACUGUAAGACCGUACCGGCGGUAUUUGUGGCUAACGGUUACCGCAGAAGAGCGAAGUGCACCCGGUCACUGCGAAUGAAGGAGCCUUGAACGUGUUCGAGUAUCUGUGGUUCAUUUCAGCGCGCGGGCAACGGAAACCUGGAAACAACCCUGAGCGCGGGUAACGGGAACGACAGGUCCUGUUCCCGUUUUAGACAUUUGGUGUAGACGUUGUGACGAAGCGGGCUGCACCGACGGAACGUUCAGCGAACAGGAACGGGUCGACAGAUACUCCGCUGAGCUCGCUGACCGCGUCUGCUCGCCGCCGCCGCACAACUCCGGACAGCGGGCGGACUCAGAAGCCCCGAGAAAUCCGUCACGUCCGCGGGUCUUUGCGGCCUGAGCUCGCGGUCGGUGCCCCGAGUGGUUCAGUCGUCAUGCUGUCGCCUUUAAAGUCGCACAAACACGCCAGCGGAGCGCGGUGAGAGCGCCGCUGCGCCCGAGUCCGAGCCAGUCGCUGCCUUUUGCCUGGACGGGACAAAAUGAUCCGAAGCGAACGGACAUUCGGAGGCCUGACCUGUGCGUUUUGAGCCGGGACCGAGAGCUGCGGACGCGCAUUUUGACAUGUUUGCUUGUCCGAGCGUGCGCUGCCGCCAUAUUGAGGAGUCCUGCUGGUGACUGGCUGUUGGGACCGAGCUGUCGAGCUCGGAGCGCCAGACGGGUGGCGUUGGGGCGACUGGUGACGCAGGAAAAACACCCAGACAGGAGACCAGAAACCCGAGGAAGCAGGAGCGCUCCGGCAGCCUAAUGCAUGCCCGAAAGUCUUAAACAGAGAGAGACGCGCCGUUAACGCCGCGGAUCGAGUAAUCUCGACAGAAACCGGACUGCUGGUCAUGAGGAAGUCGCGUCGAGUGUCUGGGUAAUGCAAUGUUCACUGCAACUCCGCCCAAGCCUCAUCUGCUGCUCUUCCACUCGGUCGCUCUCUGGUUCCACCUUGCUGCCUUCCAGGCAGUGAUUUCCCACCUGACUCCUGCCACAUAAGCGGACAAAAUUGCAAAAAUUUGCCCUGUGUCGAGCAUGACUGCCACCACACGGGGCUCCCCUGUGGGGAGCAGCGACAACCAGGGCCAGAGCCAAGCUCCGGAUGGCCAGAGCCAAACCCUGCUUCCCCAGAACCAGGCGCCCUCUCCCAACUCCUCUAAUGAAACGUCUCCGCUGAGUCCACCAGAGGAGCAGGGGCAGGGUGAUGCUCAGCAGGCACAGGAAGAGGAGGAGCCAGCCUUUCCCCACACAGACCUGGCCAAGCUGGAUGACAUGAUCAACCGACCUCGCUGGGUGGUCCCAGUCUUGCCAAAGGGGGAGCUGGAAGUUCUACUUGAAGCUGCUAUAGAUCUUAGUAAAAAAGGGCUUGAUGUGAAGUGUGAGGCGUGUCAAAGGUUUUUCCGAGAUGGUCUGACAAUCUCGUUCACGAAAAUACUGACAGAUGAGGCAGUGAGUGGCUGGAAGUUUGAAAUUCAUAGGUGCAUCAUCAAUAACACACACCGCCUGGUGGAGCUCUGUGUGGUCAAACUGUCUCAAGAUUGGUUUCCUCUGCUUGAGCUGCUAGCCAUGGCAACCAACCCUCACUGCAAGUUUCACAUCUACAACGGGACUCGCCCGUCUGAGAGUGUGCCUGCUGGUGCCCAGCUCGCUGAUGAUGAGCUCUUUGCACGUCCACCAGAUCCUCGUUCACCUAAGGGCUGGCUGGUGGACCUCAUAAAUAAAUUUGGCACCCUGAACGGGUUCCAGGUUCUGCAUGAUCGUUUCAUGAGUGGCCAGGCUCUUAAUGUACAGAUUAUUGCAGCACUCAUCAAGCCUUUUGGGCAGUGCUAUGAGUUCUUGACGUUGCACACAGUGAAGAAGUUCUUCUUGCCCGUGAUUGAGAUGGUUCCACAGUUUUUGGAGAACCUCACAGAUGAGGAACUUAAGAAGGAGGCCAAGAAUGAAGCCAAGAAUGAUGCCCUUUCAAUGAUUAUCAAGUCCCUGAAGAAUCUGGCAUCCAGAGUACCAGGCCAAGAAGAAACUGUCAAGAAUUUAGAAAUCUUUAGGUUAAAAAUGAUCCUUAGGUUAUUGCAAAUUUCAUCUUUUAAUGGAAAAAUGAAUGCACUAAAUGAAGUGAACAAAGUGAUCUCCAGCGUUUCUUAUUACACCCAUCGCCAUGGAAACCCAGAGGAAGAAGAGUGGCUCACUGCUGAAAGAAUGGCGGAAUGGAUACAGCAAAAUAACAUUCUGUCGAUUGUGCUGAGAGACAGUCUGCACCAGCCUCAGUAUGUGGAGAAACUAGAGAAGAUACUGCGCUUUGUCAUUAAAGAAAAAGCCCUGACCUUACAGGACCUGGACAACAUCUGGGCUGCUCAGGCUGGUAAGCAUGAGGCCAUUGUAAAGAAUGUGCAUGAUCUGCUGGCAAAGCUGGCCUGGGACUUCUCUCCUGAGCAGCUAGACCAUCUCUUUGAUUGUUUUAAGGCGAGCUGGACGAACGCGAGUAAGAAGCAGAGGGAAAAGCUGCUGGAGUUGAUCCGCAGACUUGCAGAGGAUGAUAAGGAUGGAGUGAUGGCUCACAAGGUGCUCAACCUGCUAUGGAACUUGGCCCACAGUGAUGACGUCCCUGUCGACAUCAUGGAUCAGGCUCUGAGCGCGCACAUCAAGAUUCUGGACUACAGCUGUUCUCAGGACCGAGACACGCAGAAGAUCCAGUGGAUUGACCGUUUCAUUGAGGAACUACGAACUAAUGAUAAAUGGGUGAUCCCGGCUCUGAAGCAGAUCAGAGAGAUCUGUAGCCUGUUUGGAGAAGCACCUCAGAACCUCAGGGAUGAUGGUGGUGGCUUUCAGGCAUGUGGGGACAACAGCCUGACUCAGCGAGAUGUUAAAGAUAUCUGUAAAGACAUCUGUGAGGUCCCAAACACAGUCCCUCAGCACACGAGCGGCCAGACGCAGCGGAGUCCUCAUGUAUUUUACCGUCAUGACCUGAUCAACCAGCUGCAGCAUAACCAUGCUCUGGUCACACUGGUUGCAGAGAACCUGUCUGCUUACAUGGAGAACAUGAGACAGUUCUCUAAAGAGCACACAGGCUUCGAUCCUCAGACGGUUCGAGUGGGCAGCCGCUACAGCCACGUGCAGGAAGUUCAGGAGAGGCUCAACUUCCUGAGGUUUCUGCUGAAGGAUGGGCAGCUGUGGCUGUGUGCUCCUCAGGCUAAGCAGAUCUGGAAGUGCCUGGCAGAGAACGCAGUCUUCCUCUGUGACCGAGAGGCCUGUUUCAAAUGGUACUCUAAACUCAUGGGUGAUGAGCCUGACCUUGAUCCGGACAUCAACAAGGACUUCUUUGAGAACAAUGUGCUACAGCUGGACCCCUCACUGCUGACAGAGAAUGGAAUGAAGUGCUUUGAACGCUUCUUUAAAGCAGUGAACUGCAGGGAGGGCAAGCUGGUAGCAAAGCGCAGGGCAUACAUGAUGGACGAUCUAGAGCUCAUAGGCCUCGACUACCUCUGGAGGGUUGUGAUUCAAGGGAGCGAUGACAUUGCCACUCGUGCAAUAGAUUUGCUGAAAGAGAUUUACACCAACCUUGGACCAAAACUACAAGUCAAUCAGGUAGAGAUCCAUGAAGACUUCAUCCAGUCCUGUUUUGACCGUCUGAAGGCCUCAUAUGACACGCUUUGUGUGUUGGAUGGGGACAAGGACAGCAUAAACUGUGCUCGCCAAGAGGCAAUUCGUAUGGUCAGGGUGCUUACUGUGCUUAAAGAAUACAUUAAUGAGUGUGACAGCGACUACCAUGAGGAGAGGACCAUUCUUCCCAUGUCCAGGGCGUUCCGUGGGAAGCACAUCACCCUGGUGGUGCGGUUUCCAAACCAGGGCCGGCAGGUGGAUGACCUGGACAUCUGGUCUCACACCAAUGACACAAUUGGCUCUGUGCGUCGCUGCAUCCUCAACCGUAUCAAAGCCAACAGUACACACACCAAAAUCGAGCUUUUCAUUGGAGGAGAGAUUGUGGACCCAGCAGAUGAUCGCAAGCUGAUUGGGCAGCUCAACCUUAAAGACAAAACUCUGAUCACAGCAAAACUGACCCAGGUUAGCUCCAACAUGCCCUCUAGUCCUGACAGCUCCUCUGACUCGUCCACGGGGUCACCUGGUAACCAUGGCAACCACUACAGCGAUGGGCCCAACCCAGAAGUGGAGAGCUGCCUACCUGGCGUGAUCAUGUCGCUGCACCUGCGGUAUAUCUCAUUCCUGUGGCAGGUUGCUGAUUUGGGCUGCACUUUAAGCAUGCCUCUGUUACGGGAUGGGGCCAGGGUCCUUAUGAAGCUCAUACCUCCAGAUAACACUACAGUGGAGAACCUGCGAGCGAUUUGUCUGGACCACGCCAAGCUGGGAGAGAACAGCCUUAGCCCCACGCUAGACUCCCGCUUCUUCGGACCCUCCCCAUCACAAGUGCUCUACCUCACUGAGGUUGUUUAUGCUCUUCUAAUGCCAGCCAGUGGUACUCUGGGAGAAGAUGCCAGUGACUUCCAGUACAACUUCCUGAAGAGUGGAGGUCUCCCUCUAGUACUCGGCAUGCUUACAAGGAACAACUUUCUGCCAAAUGCUGACAUGGAGACGCGCCGUGGAGCCUAUCUGAAUGCCCUGAAGAUUGCUAAGCUCCUUCUGACUGCUAUUGGCUUUGGGCAUGUUAAAGCAGUGGCAGAGGCAUGCCAACCUGUGGUGGAGGGAACCAACCCUGCAUCACCAAUAAAUCAAGCAACUCAUGACCAAGCUUUGGUGCUUCAAAAUGCUCUCCAGAACAUUCCUAACCCCUCCUCCGAGUGCAUGCUGCGUAAUGUAGCUAUUCGCCUGGCUCAGCAGAUCUCCGAUGAGAAUUUCUUCCAGGCUUCAAAGUACAUCCCCGACAUCUGUGUAAUACGGGCAGUACAGAAGAUUGUGUGGGCGUCAGGCUGUGGAAGCGUUCAACUGGUCUUCAGCUCCAAUGAGGAGAUCAGCAAGAUCUAUGAGAAGACUAAUGCAGGUAAUGAGCCAGAUGCGGAGGAUGAGCAGGUGUGCUGUGAGGCUCUGGAGGCCAUGACUCUGUGCUUCGCUCUCAUGCCCACUGCCUUGGAUACACUCAGCAAGGAAAAGGCUUGGCAGACUUUCAUCAUCGACCUGCUUCUGCACUGCCAGAGCAAAUUGGUCCGUCAGAUGGCUCAGGAACAGUUUUUCCUCAUGGCCACCAGGUGCUGCAUGGGACACAGACCUCUUCUCUUUUUCAUUACCCUGCUCUUUACUGUUCUGGGAAGCACUGCAAAGGAAAGAGCAAAGCAUGCAGGUGAUUACUUCACCCUUUUGAGGCACUUACUCAACUAUGCAUACAACAGCAACAUCAACCUGCCCAACGCCGAGGUCCUGCUCAACAAUGAGAUUGACUGGCUGAAAAGAAUCAGGGAUGAGGUGAAAAGAACAGGGGAGACUGGGGUGGAAGAGACUAUUCUAGAAGGUCACCUAGGGGUCACCAAGGAACUGUUGGCGUUCCAGUCCCCUGAGAAAAAAUUCUGCAUUGGCUGUGAGAAGGGUGGAGCAAACCUCAUCAAGGAGCUGAUAGAUGAUUUCAUCUUCCCAGCAUCUAAUGUUUACCUGCAAUAUGUGAAGACUGGAGAGUUCCCUGCCGAACAGGCGAUCCCAGUGUGCAGUAGUCCUGCUACAAUCAAUGCUGGCUUUGAGCUGCUUGUGGCCCUUGCCGUGGGAUGUGUACGCAAUCUGAAGCAGAUUGUGGACACUCUCACAGAAAUGUACUACCAAGGCUGUGAGGCUCUUACAGAGUGGGAGUACCUCCCACCUGUCGGGCCACGACCUACUAAAGGAUUUGUAGGCUUGAAGAACGCAGGAGCCACGUGCUACAUGAACUCCGUGAUCCAGCAGUUGUAUAUGAUCCCCCCAAUCCGAAAUGGCAUUCUGGCCAUUGAGGGCACUGGCAGUGAUGUGGAUGAUGAUAUGUCUGGAGACGAAAAGCAGGAUAGCGAGAGUAAUGUGGACCCCAGGGAUGAAGUGUUCAGUUAUCACCACCAGUUUGAUGACAAGCCCUCUCUCAAUAAGGCUGAGGACCGCAAGGAGUACAAUAUUGGAGUGCUGCGCCACCUGCAGGUCAUUUUCGGCCAUCUCGCUGCAUCCCAACUGCAGUAUUAUGUACCUAGAGGCUUCUGGAAACAGUUCAGGUUAUGGGGGGAACCAGUCAAUUUGAGGGAACAGCACGAUGCCCUUGAGUUUUUUAACUCUCUUGUGGACAGCCUGGAUGAGGCACUGAAGGCUCUUGGCCAUCCCAGCAUGCUCAGCAGAGUCCUGGGUGGCUCGUUUGCAGACCAGAAGAUCUGCCAGGGCUGUCCUCACAGGUAUGAGUGUGAAGAGUCCUUCACCACAUUGAAUGUAGACAUCAGGAACCAUCAGAACCUCCUAGACUCCAUGGAACAGUAUGUCAAAGGGGACUUGCUGGAAGGAGCCAAUGCUUACCACUGUGAAAAAUGCAACAAGAAGGUUGAUACAGUGAAACGCCUCUUGAUUAAGAAGCUUCCCCCAGUACUGGCCAUCCAGCUCAAACGUUUUGACUACGACUGGGAACGUGAGUGUGCCAUAAAGUUCAAUGACUACUUCGAGUUCCCGCGUGAACUGGACAUGGAGCCGUACACGGUGGCGGGUGUCGCUAAGCUGGAGGGCGACGAGCUGUCUCCAGAGAGUCAGGUCAUCCAUCAGAGCCCACCUUUGGAGUCAGAGUCAAGCGGAAGCUCCCGCUAUCGGCUGGUGGGUGUGUUGGUGCACUCGGGCCAAGCAAGCGGUGGACACUACUACUCGUACAUUGUCCAACGGCAUGGCAAUGGAAGUGAUGGCCAGCGGGAUCGCUGGUACAAGUUUGAUGAUGGCGACGUCACGGAGUGCAAAAUGGAUGAUGACGAGGAGAUGAAGAACCAGUGCUUUGGUGGAGAGUACAUGGGCGAGGUGUUUGACCACAUGAUGAAGCGCAUGUCGUACCGCCGGCAGAAGCGCUGGUGGAAUGCUUACAUACUUUUCUAUGAGCGCAUGGACACAGCAGGGGGCGACAGCGAGCUGUUAAAGUAUAUAGCUGAGCUAACGCUUACACCGAAGCCUCACCAGCUCAAAAUGCCUUCAGCUAUCGAGUGCAGCGUGCGCAAGCAGAACGUGCAGUUCAUGCACAGCCGCAUGCAGUACAGCCUAGAGUACUUCCAGUUCAUCAAAAAAUUACUGACCUGCAAUAGCGUGUACCUGAACCCUCCUCCAGGUCAAGAUCACCUACUACCUGAAGCUGAAGAAAUCUCCGUGAUUAGUAUUCAGCUUGCUGCUAGAUUCCUGUUCAGCACAGGAUUCCACACAAAGAAAGUAGUCCGAGGACCUGCUAGUGACUGGUACGAUGCCCUGUGCAUCUUAUUGCGUCACAGCAAGAAUGUCCGCAGCUGGUUUGCACACAACGUCCUUUUUGCCUUUCCCACGCGGUUCUCUGAGUAUUUAUUGGAGUGUCCAAGCGCCGAGGUCCGAGGAGCCUUCUCCAAACUCAUAGUUUUCAUUGCACACUUCUCGCUACAGGACGGACCAUGCCCUGCUCCUGUUACCUCACCAGGGUCCUCCACGCAGACCUGUGACAAUCUGACCCUGAGUGAUCACCUUUUGCGAGCAGUACUUAACCUGCUGAGGAGGGAAGUGUCUGAGCAUGGACGUCACCUUCAGCAGUACUUCAACCUCUUUGUCAUGUAUGCCAACCUGGGUUUGGCGGAGAAGACGCAGCUGUUGAAGUUGAGUGUGCCGGCUACAUUUAUGUUGGUCGCUUUGGAUGAGGGUCCUGGUCCCCCCAUUAAGUACCAGUACGCAGAGCUUGGCAAGCUGUACACAGUUGUGUCUCAGCUGGUGCGAUGCUGUGAUGUAUCAUCGCGCAUGCAGUCCUCAAUUAACGGUAAUCCAGCUCUUCCAAACCCUUAUGGUGACUCCAACCUCACAGCCCCCAUAAUGCCACUGCAGCAGUUGGUGGCAGAAAUACUUUUUGUGCGCACCAGCUAUGUGAAGAAGAUCAUUGAGGACUGCAGUAACUCUGAGGAGACCGUCAAACUGCUGCGUUUCUGCUGCUGGGAGAACCCUCAGUUCUCUUCCACCGUACUCAGUGAACUUCUUUGGCAGGUGGCGUACUCCUAUACUUAUGAACUGAGGCCUUACCUGGACCUGCUACUCCAGAUCCUGCUGAUUGAGGACUCAUGGCAGACGCAUAGGAUCCACAAUGUGCUCAAGGGAAUUCCUGAUGACCGAGAUGGCCUCUUUGAUACCAUCCAGCGCUCCAAGAAUCACUAUCAAAAGAGGGCUUAUCAGUGCAUCAAGUGCAUGGUGGCUCUCUUCAGCAACUGCUCUGUGGCCUACCAGAUCCUACAGAGUAAUGGGGACUUGAAAAGGAAAUGGACAUGGGCAGUCGAGUGGCUGGGCGAUGAGCUGGAGAGGAGGCCAUACACGGGAAACCCUCAGUAUAGCUACAACAACUGGUCUCCUCCAGUACAGAGUAAUGAAACCUCUAACGGCUACUUUCUAGAACGAUCUCACAGUGCCAGGAUGACGUUGGCUAAGGCCUGUGAACUCUGUCCUGAGGAGGAGCCUGAUGAUCAGGAAGCUCCAGAUGACCAUGAUUCUUCCCCUCCAGAGGACACAGCACUCUACCCCCACUCACCUGGGACACAGUAUCAACAGCCAAACAACCACCCCCAUGGGCAGCCUUACACAGGUCCAGCUGCCCAGCACAUGAAUAACCCUCAGCGUCCCCCCCAGAGACCUCAGGAGAGCUGGGAGGGCACAGAGGAGGUGCCCCCUGUGCAGACGAAAGAGUAGCCAACUGCCCCAAGCCUUGCCUCUCAACCCUGUCCUGAUCUCGUCUGGCUGACGGCUUUGUUGGGGCGUGCCCAGGCCUUACAAGCACCUGACACCGUUUCUCCAGGACAGAACAACCUCCACGCUAUUAAAGCACCUCUACUCAAGUCAUUCAACUUUCUCCUUCCUACCCAACUCAUUUUUUCCUUAUCAUGUCUAACUUCCGCCUGUCUGUGUCCCAGGAUUCAGCUGAUUGAGUGUGAUAAACUGGAGUGGAUUUCAGUCUCAACGCUGACUGCCCUGCUGAGCUCGGUGCACAAACACACGCACAUGCACACAUAAACAUGCUGCCUGUGUACAGCACUUUGUGUAAAGAAGGAUAGCCUGUGGGGUGAUCGUGUGCAGGAAUGGGGAUGGUGUACAUGGUGUGUAUACAUUUUGGACCACUAAGUAACCACCACCUGUAACAGCAACUGCCAGAUUGUCUGUUGGUGUCCAAGACUUGAUGAUGUACAAGAUCUUUAAACAGUUGGAUUAAAAAAUGUUAAUAUAAAGGGGAGGGGGGCUGCAGACAAGACGUAACACUGAACGUGGGGAUGAGGUUGUCUUUUUUCAUGCGUCAAAUGGCAAGAAGAUUACCUCUGCAUGGUCUUGAUGGACACUGUGGUCUGACUGCACCAGGACUAAUAAAAUCUGAUCCCCUUCAAUGACUCUGCGGGGUCUUUGGUUGGGCUUAGUGUCAGUAUGAGGGUUUGGAACAGAUCUAAAAGCACUUCUCUGCAUUUUUUCCACCAGUCUUUUUGGUGUCACUGGGGUAACUUUGGCUGGCUUAGAGUUUGAAGUAUUCCAGAGUGCUCCUCUUCUUUUUCUCCUGCCGCCCCCUGCACCUCCAACAUAGCAUAGGCCUCAUGUGACUGCUCAGCUGCACAUUAUCUCCAAUAAGUGAACAUUUAAACUAAUAGUGAAGGGUAGCACUUUGGCAGUUGAAUGAAAGGAAAGAUCGCUUUUCAGCUUGGAUUCAUCGUUGUGACUCAACCCAAGACACGCGUCACUUCCCCGGUCGCUGUACAGUCAGAGCCCCCGGCCACAUACCUGUAAUACUGUGUCCAAGGAGAUUCUGUCAGGGUUGGAGAGUUAGUUUCAGCGUGAUGCUUUAUGACUAGCGUUCUGCGGGAUUUGUCAGCGUCAGAACAUACUGUACUGCAUUUAUUUCAUGAAUGUGUGGGUUUCUUUUAUGCUUUUGUCUGAAAUACCAAAAAAAAAACAUUGAAAAAGAUGAAUCAAGCCCACAAUAUUAUAUAUAUAGCUGUUUUCUUUUAUAGACGUUAUUUUGCUGAAUUUGCAAAGACAGAGUGUUUGAUUUAAAAGGAAAAAAAUGUGUUAUUUUUACGAGGAGAUAUUUACUGUACAGAAAAGUUGAGCUCCCCCUUUUUUUUUGGCCAGCUUUUGAGUUGCUGAUGGCGUGAGGUUGACUCUGGAGCUAUAGUAGCCAUGUUUCACUUGAAGGUUUCUGUCUCUGCACAAAAAGUACAAUAACAAACUCAUUGCUCUACAAGUAAAAAUAAACAUGUAAAUGCAGUGCAAACUUUAUUAGCUUUCUAAUGUUUCAUUUGUGGUACAUUUUGUAAAUAUCUAAUGCACGCAAAAAGUGAGAGAAAAAAAUGCAUAAAUAAGGCAAAAUGUCUCAUGGUUGUGAAAUGAGUCGUCUGCGGGUGGAUUUUCCCUCAGUAGACAGCAUCACAUUGUCCAGAGUUCUAUAGAAAAUACCUGGAUUUGCUGGAGGCUGCCCUAAAACGUCUGCCAAAACCAAACCAGUGGCCUAUAGACUUGGCGUCACAGCCUGACAUCCGACUACAGAAGCUCAGCAGAUCUGGUAACACACGGCGCCGUAAUGCUUUACAAGGUUUCCACCAACUUGUCGGGGGGUGGCAGGAAGCCAUAUGGACCCAGCGGAUUGGUGAUUCCCUUCUCGCCCACCUUAAACAAGCACUACAGGUCAUCAUACUCUCAGCCCAUCUGUUAAGAAUGCUUCCUCCUCCUAGGCUGAGAGGUCUCAUGAUGUUAAACUUGUUUUUAUGUUUAUUUUGGCUUUUUUCACCCCUUUUGUGUUUCUGUAAAUGUUUAUUGAGGAUCAGAUUUGCCUUCUGAUUUUUUUUUUUUUUUUUUUUUUUUUUGGGGGGGGAGGGUAAUUUUGAAUUCUUCUGAAGCUCUUUUUGUGAAACGUGCAUGGAUAAUAUUCCUUGAUCUGCCUUAGAGCACUGUACAAACCCAGCACACUGUAAAAUUAUACUUUAAAAGUAAAAAAUAAAAAAUAAAUGGUAUUUGAGUUA